Messenger RNA from Cyprinodon variegatus (sheepshead minnow), 1338 nucleotides. RefSeq names its product probable tubulin polyglutamylase TTLL1. Lineage: Eukaryota; Metazoa; Chordata; Actinopteri; Cyprinodontiformes; Cyprinodontidae. The transcript has 7 exons. Gene Ontology annotation, cellular component: cilium. The annotation marks the transcript as partial. Gene Ontology annotation, biological process: protein polyglutamylation; microtubule cytoskeleton organization. Gene Ontology annotation, molecular function: tubulin binding; tubulin-glutamic acid ligase activity. The record is from RefSeq and is a predicted model, not a curated record.
AGUGACAUCACUGCGUCCUCCGUUGCUAGGUUAUUCUCGUAAGCAACAUCUCCUGUUUCUGAGACACACCCUGUUAAACAUCUACAUUAAUCUUCAGGUACUCUACUAUUUCUUUGUGAGUUAUUAUUUUUUUUAAUCAUAAGGACAUGUUUAGCUGGAGUUUGACCGUCUUGGGCGUUGUCGUCACCGGUUCACGUCGUCGAAAUCGAUAAUUGCAGCCAGGUUAGCUAACUAAAACGGAGGCUGUGUAUGCUAGCUAUAGCAGCUUCAGCUAACUGUGAUGCAUAACUUGGCUGUAAAGCUGUAACGACAGUCGGAUGAGACUGCAUCCCUAACCGGAUGAUGGCCGCCCAGCCUCUGCAGCAAUCCCGGGAGGAUUCAGCAACCUGCUAACGGAGCAAAUGCUGAUGACUGGCUGUUUCCUGCUACUGAUUUGCAGGCACCAUGGCUGGGAAGGUGAAGUGGGUGACAGACAUAGAGAAAUCAGUGCUCAUCAAUAACUUUGAAAAAAGGGAAUGGGUCCAAGUGACUGAAAACGAGGACUGGAAUUUCUACUGGAUGAGCAUCCAGACCAUCAGGAAUGUGUUCAGCGUGGACACCGGCUACCGGCUCUCAGAUGAACAGUUAGUGAAUCACUUUCCCAACCACUACGAGCUGACCCGGAAGGACCUGAUGAUCAAGAACAUCAAGCGGUACCGCAAGGAGUUGGAAAAGGAAGGCAGUCCGCUUGCAGAGAAGGACGAGAACGGCAAAUACAUUUAUCUGGAUUUUGUUCCUGUGACGUUCAUGCUCCCUGCGGAUUACAAUUUGUUUGUGGAGGAGUUUCGCAAGAAUCCCUCCAGCACCUGGAUCAUGAAGCCCUGUGGUAAAGCCCAGGGGAAAGGCAUCUUCCUCAUCAACAAGCUGUCGCAGAUUAAAAAGUGGUCACGAGACAGCCGCACCUCCACGUUUGUUGCAGCAUCCAGCGGGAAAGAGGCUUAUGUCAUCUCUCUGUACAUCGACAAUCCUCUGCUGAUAGGAGGGAAGAAAUUUGACUUGCGGCUUUAUGUUCUGGUAACGACAUAUCGGCCUCUAAAGUGCUACAUGUACAAGUUGGGCUUCUGCCGGUUCUGCACAGUGAAGUACACCCCCAGCACCAGUGAGCUGGACAACAUGUUUGUGCACCUCACUAAUGUGGCCAUCCAAAAACACGGGGAUGAUUACAACCAUGUUCAUGGAGGAAAGUGGACCGUCAGUAAUCUUCGCUUGUACUUGGAGAGCACCCGAGGGAAGGAGGUGACUAACCGGCUGUUUGACCAGAUCCACUGGAUCCUGGUUCAGUCACUGAAAGCCGUUGCA